AUGGCAGAGAAGAAAUCGCCAUUGAUGCCCCGAUUGAAGAAGGCAGUGAGGAAAAUCACUGCAUUGCUCCGCCUCAACCUCAGCCUCUGCCUCGCUCGCCGGCGACCUUCCGGACGGCUGCGAUCAUUCAGUUUCAGCGAUCGGACGGUAGGGCUGCGGAGUUUCUUGGAAGAUGAAGAAAUUGGGGAAAAUUGUUCCAUGAGAAGGCUUGAACGUGCUUCCAGUUUAAGAUAUGGAAAUGCCGAAGAUGAUGUCGAUAAGCGAUCUCAGAUUUUCAUCGAUAAUUUCCUUCGUCGAUUGAGGUUAGAGAGGCAAAUUUCUUUGCAGUUGCGGUACUACAGAAUAAACAGUUCUGGAACAGAGGACGAAGAGAGAUCGCCGCCGCCGCCGCCGUGUUCGUCGAUUCAGUGA
Molecule: messenger RNA, 411 nt
Organism: Momordica charantia (bitter melon)
Lineage: Eukaryota; Viridiplantae; Streptophyta; Magnoliopsida; Cucurbitales; Cucurbitaceae
Source: RefSeq, a predicted model, not a curated record